GAAAUAAUCUGUUCACAGCGCCUUUUACACAGAACUUACCACCACAGAGGACGCGUAUUUUACCCUGUAGAGCAGCCAUUUCGGAGUCCCUCCUGCAGUAUAUCAGCAAGCGACCUUUGUGUCAGCUCUAGCCUGUAGUGCUUGACGAACAUAGAAGGAUUCUUCUGGUAGCGGAACAUAACAAAUUUCAGCCCAUGAAGCAGAUGUGGCUCUAGUUGAGUGUGCCAUAAGGCCUGCUGGAGGAUAUAAUCCUUCUUGUGAGUAUGCAAAUAAAAUGGUAUUCCUAAUCCAAUUUGAGAUGGUGGACUUCGCCGCCUUUCGGAAAACUGAAGGAAUAAAUUAUCUGCUUUUCUGACCGGCAAGGUUCUUUAGAUAUGGCACAGUAUGGCUCUCCUGACGUCCAGAGAAGGAUUUCCUGUUGCAUCUGAUGAACAAAGUAAAGUAAUCUUUACUGCUGCCGGCAUAGGAACUUCAUUCACUGCUGACUUCACAUAACACCGGAGCAAAUGAUUGUGUUACAACAUGCCAGACCGCCAUCUCAACCAGAGCCAUCGGCCUUUCCAUCCACCAUAGCAAUGGGCAAAAAGCAAAUAAUACUUCCUGUGCAGCCUCAUUCAGACAGAAGACUUGCCCUUGUAUCUCCACCUCCUCCAGAAGUCACACACGAUGAAGUUGUCGAGCAAGAUCCGUCCUUGGAAGACCUUUGUAAACCACUUUCAUGUAAGCUGUGUAAUGUUACUUUGAACUCUGCACAGCAAGCUCAGGCACACUAUCAGGGCAAAAACCACAGCAAAAAGUUACGGAAUUACUGUGCUUCAAGUAGUUGUCCGGCAUCAUCGAGACACACUUUACCUACAGAGUCACCUGGAUCAUCUUCACUAAAUGUGACAGCCCCAAAAAGUGGAGGACGGGUGAUUCUUGCUACUGAGAAUGACUACUGCAAACUAUGUGAUGCUUCAUUUAGCUCUCCUGUGGUCGCCCAAGCACACUACCAAGGAAAAAACCAUGCCAAAAGAUUGCGCCUGGCUGAGACACCAGCUAAUGCCUCUAUGGACUCUGAAUGCAAGAGGAGGGCUCGAAAAGAAGGCAAUGAACAUAAAAUGAUGCAGAAUCGAAGAAAUGUCUGCUCUCCUCAGAAUAAUACAGGUCCAUAUUUUAAUCCUCGAUCUCGCCAGCGGAUUCCUAGGGAUUUGGCAAUGUGUGUAACACCUAGUGGACAGUACUAUUGCUCAAUGUGCAAUGCAGGAGCCAGUGAGGAGCUAGAGUUCAGACAACAUCUGGAGACCAAGCAGCACAAAAGCAAAGUUUCUGAGCAACGCUACCGCAGCGAGAUGGAAAAUUUGGGAUACAUGUAGUGAAAUGAUCACUAUCAAAUGGUGUUUCUAAGCUGUUGCUUUGGUUUUAUUACUAUCAAUUUACCUUGUAACCAUUUCACAAGUUUGAGGCCCUUCAGAGACUAGUUGACUUUGAUCGUCAGACAUGGAGGGUAGACUUACUUUUUCAAUGUUUGGUUUGAGUUUGAGGCAAUUCUUGGCCCUCCCCGAGGACUAACAGGUCUAGCGUGACCAUACUAAACACUAAGUGAAGAUAUCCCAUUCCGUGCAUUUACAGUGCAUUGCCUAGGGGUAAUUUGCUUCUGGGCUGCUCAUAAUUAGAAUACUUGGUGUUACGAUGCUUUGUGCAGACGGACCUUUUGCACUGUGGAAACUGUUUUUCUGUAUUCGCAAUCCCUUACUAUAGUCAUGGCCUGUUCAAAAAGGAUGCAGCUACUUUUAAAGGGAUUUAGGCACAUUUUCCAAGUAAAACUAUGGUGGUCUUCACCUAGUGAAUAUAUUGUGGAUCUACUGUAUACUAAACAUCUGUCUGUUAUAGGGACCCCACUAUGGAAAUAGUGAUUGCUGGCUUUGCAAUAUACCUUUUGCAGAUGCACAUUGUUCACACUGUGUGCUUAGUAGCCAAAGAAUUCCAUUUUGGAAAAUGAUAAACAGGUUGAUAGGAAAGUCUACGUAUGAUAAAUGGAACAAGAGGAGACCAGAGACGCUGCAGACAUGUACAGCAUGUAGUUCUAAGCAUGGUUCAGAAAACUUAAUAUAUGUUGUAUUUUACUGUGGAACGCUCCAGAACUCAUCACUGUGUUCACCAACAUACAUUAAUAGAUCAUUUCUCUUAAUGUUUUGUUGCUGUUGGGCAUUUAAUCAAUUACUGUGCAAUGAACUGUAUUUUAUGUGUCUCUUGAUAGGUAAAUUGAUAUCCUUCACUUUGCACUUAAGUCCUUUGCUGCUCUAGGUACUGUGUCAAUGACAAAAUAAUCCAGUGGGACGUUGGCCAGUCGCUUAACAAAGGGUAUUUUUUCAUUUUUUUGUGAUAUCAAGUUCCAAUGCCUAUUUUGAUGAUGGUAUGAAAACAGCUUUCCUAUUUUUGUGAUGUCUGAAAUUCCUAAUAUAAUUGCACUAUAGCCUCUAUUUUGUCUUAUUCAUGUGCUUUAACGGUGGGAUAGAAUCAUCCGGCUCUGUCACUGCACCUUUUCUUUCUUGUUAAUGCCUAUAAAGAUCCAUGUCGGGUAACGCCACAUCAGGUAUUAACCCCUUAGCAGAGUUUGAUGAAUCUUCCCAUCUGUCUCUUGGAUUAGACUAUCAAAUUCGAAGAGAUGUAAGGUUUCUGUACAGAGCCCUUUCUUCCCUUCUUUUGCACCUAAGCCGUAGUGAAGAACUUCAGAGAAGUUAGCAAAAUAACAUAAUGCUGCUUUAAUUGCACAAUUACUGCACAAACCGGGCCCAGAAGACUGUCAGCAUAUCACCAGUAUGCUUUAUGCCUUGGUCUUACAGAAUGAAGGAUUUUGACAUGUACCUGUUUUUUGAUUUAUAACUCUACCACACAUUGUUGCUGUGUGGUACCGUAUGUCUAUUUUUAGGAUGUGUAGUUUUGCUGUUUGUGGAUGUUGAUGAAAAGAUAUUUUUCUUUAUAAUGUACAGAAAUAUAUAAUGAUGAACGACUA
Hyla sarda is the source of this 2995-nucleotide messenger RNA. It is a transcript of the gene ZMAT3, whose product is annotated as zinc finger matrin-type 3. The record is from RefSeq and is a predicted model, not a curated record. NCBI's taxonomy places the organism in Eukaryota, Metazoa, Chordata, Amphibia, Anura, Hylidae. The transcript has 7 exons. Gene Ontology annotation, molecular function: zinc ion binding; nucleic acid binding. The coding region runs from base 507 to 1355 and encodes 282 amino acids.